AUGUAUGGAGCUGUUUUACUUUCAAUUGGUAAAAAACAUUUCUCUGUAUUUGUAUGUGUUCUAGCCCAACUAGACGAUACAUGUACACCAUCUAAUACACAAUGUCCAACUAAUGCCGUAUGUAAAGAUGGUAAAUGUGUAUGUGACACACCAUUCUAUACACCAUGUAAUUCCGAAUGUAAAUUACGUCCUCGAUUUCGUUAUGUUGACGAAGAAUGUCGAACUACAGAGAAUUGUUUACCCUUUAGUCGAUGUGAUAACAAUAGAUGUGCUUGUGAGAAUGGUUUUUCAAAUCAUAAUGGCUUAUGUCGAAAAAAUCUCGCUAUAACAUGUAGCAAUCAUAGCGAAUGUUUAUCCGGUUAUUGUUCAACAACCUGUCAAUGUGGACCCGGUUAUGUAUCUGAUCGAAAUCGAUGCAAAUUACGACUUGUUAAUAUUUAUUCAAAAUUGGAAGAUGCACAAAAAGACAAUGGUCUCUGUAAAAUACAUAAACAGUGUCAGCCUAUAAAUUCACAUUGUCCAAAUGAUACAAGUGGAACGGAUCUAUUUUGUAAAUGUCAAAAUGGUUAUAGACCAGAUUAUAUUAAUCAAAAAUGUAGUCUAACUGUAUCUGAACAGUUAUCACCACUGAAUGAAAGUGAGAUACCCAAUCCUGAAUGUAUUUCAUGUAAAGAUACCAAUGCUGUUUGUACACGUGUUGGUAAUGUUUCAUCGUGUUGGUGUCGUGCUGGUUAUCAAAAACGAUUUGAUCAAACUAAAACGAAUUUAUGUGAAUCAAUUCGACAUGGAACAAUAUAUUCAGCAUUUUAUGUUGUAUUUCCAAAUCUAGCCGAUAUUCGUCAACAUGAUUUUACCGAUAAUAAAACAUUCAGAAAAGACGGUUUACAGUAUAAAAAUGAUAACAUAGAAUAUGGUUUAUGUACAAGAAUGGAUUCUACAAAUAAGGCAUUUGUCGAUCCUACUCUUUGUGUAACACCAUUGGAAUGUCAACUACGAUCCUCAGCAUCAAAAUAUAUUUGUACAUGUGGUCUAAAUCGAUUUCUACAAGAUUCAUUAUUCGAUAGAAAAUGUGUUUACUAUCUAAAUCGACCGAUCAAUUCAACAGCAGUAACAAACAAUUCGGACUGCCCGACAAAUGCAAUAUACAAUAAAGGGACGAAACAAUGUGAAUGUUUACCGGGCUUCAAAACGGAUAAUUUAACUGAAUGUAAACUGGAAUUAAAAUAUGAUGAUACAUCAAAAGAAUGUGAUAUAAAUGAUUUAGCUGCAACAGCAAUAUGUACUGAAAAAUUUGGAUUAUUUAGUAAAAUAUGUAAACUUGGUGAAUGUCGUUGUAUUGAAAAUGUAUCAUAUUAUACAUCAUCACAAUGUGAAAUUCAAUUGUCAAAAAGUGAAACAAUCACCGAUUGUGAUACGAAUUUGAUUAAUGAUGCAGUUGCAAAUGCGUCAUGCGUUCGUAGAUACGGUAUACUUAGUAGAAGUUGUAAACCUGGUGAAUGUCGUUGCAAAGAAGGAAUUUCAUUUUAUCAUCGGGGAAUCGGUACAGAUGUUUGUGCUGUGUUUUUAAAUACAACACAAUCAAGUCGUCUAAACAGUGUGAUUCAUUGUGUGGAAAAUAGUCAACUAGGACCACAAAGAACGGAGUGUAAUUGUAAAGUUGGAUAUCAACCAACAAAUGAUAAAAAAACAUGUGUACCAAAAUCACUACAAUUAUUUGAAUUUGGAGUAACCCCUUCCCCAUUACCAAAUACCGUUUUAACGAACGAGGAAUGUAUCGGUAUUUAUUCGGAAUUAGUUGAAGUUAAGAGUAUAAAUUCUAAUAACUGGUGUCAAUGUAAACAAUAUACAUUUAAAGUUAACGAUAUUGAAUGUGUUUGGGAACUUGAUAAAGAAUUAACAUAUAUAUCGCAUAUUUGUGUAAAAAAUGCUGUAUAUGAUGGUAAAAAAUGUAUUUGUAACCCCGGUUAUCGUUCGAAUCAAAAUAGACGUUCCUGUGACAGAAUUGAUGAAAAUAAACUUCAACUUGAUGGUGCUGAUAAUCCAACAGGAAAAAAUUUAUGUACAACUUAUACAGAUACAGAUUGUAGAAUAUUAUACAAUUCUCCAGCUUAUUGUGACACAAUUAAUAAGACAGAAAUUUGUUUAUGUGAUCGUAAAAUAAGUUUUGUAUAUGAAAAUAAAUGUGAACGAUUUGCGCACUAUGUUUAUCCAGCUUUACGUGAACUACCAAAGUAUACAUGUGAUGCAGAUGACGAUUGUAACAGAACACUAAACACUGUCUGCAGCUUUUAUUUGGAAACUAAUUAUAAAGUUUGUCAAUGUCAAAAAGAUUAUUUGUAUAAUCCAGCAAACAAAACAUGUGAGAACAAUCGUUGUAAAGGUAAUCGUGCAGCAAACACAAAUUAUAUUUGUAAUGGUUACGAUUGGGUAUGUAAAAACGGUUAUUAUCCAUCAAAAGAUAAAACAUAUUGUGAACCAAGACCCACAUUUACUGAUACAUAUCAAUAUUGUAAUUCAUCGUAUAUAUUGGCAACGAGUGCAAAUGGUAUUCAAUGUAAUAAUACUUGUGAACGAACAGUUUGUAUGUCUGGUUACAAAAAUGAACAUAAUAAAUGUGUUCGUAAUAAUUUCAACGAUAAAUGUGAACAUGAUCAAACCCUUUGUAGCACAUUAGUGGAAGGUUCAACAUGUGUUGAUAAUGUCUGUGGAUGUUAUGAACCUGGUACAUAUAAAAAUGAUGUAAAAUGUGCCAAAGCUGUUGGUUUUAUAUGCGAUUCUGAUACCGAGUGUGAUGAUAAUUCAUUAUGUUUACAACAUAUUUGUCGUUGCAAAGAUCGAUCUAAAUUAGUGUCACUAACAGAUAGUGACGGAAGAAGAAUUGAACGUUGUAUUAAUGGUGGACGAACGGUACAUUUGGCAAUCGGAUUAUUAUUGUUGAUGCCACUUCUGUGGUUUAUUCGUUCAUAA
Didymodactylos carnosus is the source of this 2967-nucleotide messenger RNA. The record is from the annotation of a GenBank genome assembly. Lineage: Eukaryota; Metazoa; Rotifera; Eurotatoria; Philodinida; Philodinidae.